Molecule: messenger RNA, 10818 nt
Organism: Closterium sp. NIES-65
Lineage: Eukaryota; Viridiplantae; Streptophyta; Zygnematophyceae; Desmidiales; Closteriaceae
Source: the annotation of a GenBank genome assembly
AUGUCCAAGUUAUUCCCACUCUCGUCAAGGAGUCGACUUAGUGCGUCGUCCGCCUACCCCAGCAUGAGCCGCCAUUAUACCGCCACCCGCACCUCGAGCGGGGGAGCCGUCCGCGAGCGCUCCUCUCCGCCAUUGCGCCCUUCCGCCUCCCCCCCUUCCGCGCACGCGCUAGACUUCAAGCUCCCCCCCGCAGCAGGGGAAAAUGGCGCAGUGUGGGAUGGCGGAAGCAGUGGCGGAGGGGCAAGAAGCGCGCCGAGCAGAAGAGGGGUUCUGUCCGGCAUGGGCGAGCCUCCCCCUCCGCCCGUAGGCUCUUUCUCCUCCCCCUCCCCCGCCCGCCAUCCCCGCUCCACUAACCUGCACCCCCCGAAAGGCGCCAACUCCGCAAGUCAGCGCAUGCCCCGUUCCGCCUCCGACGCCCAAUCCCCCACCCGCCGCGCUUCCGCCGCGGGUGGCGGCGCUAGGAAAGGGGCGGAGUCCCCUAGAUCUUCCUUGGGAAGAGAGGAGGAGUUCGCGGUUCUUAUGGCUGUAGACUCUCCCUCCGGUGCUUCUGACUCGACUCUCCCGUUAUCUGCUGCGCGGACGCAUAGUGCGGGAGUAAUGGCGGCAGGAGGGAGAGCGCCCGGGGCUUAUUUGCGUAGUAGCUCGUUCGCGCUAAUUGCGGGAGGCGCGGAGAGAGUUGCAGCGGAGAGAAUAGCGGAGAGAAGAGCAGCAGCAGCAGCAGCAGCAGCAGCCGCAGCCGCAGCCGCAGCAGAAUCAAGCUAUGGCGGUGGUGGUGGUGGUGUUGCUGGUAAGGGUGGUGGGGCAGGGGGUAUACAUGCUACGUUGUCGCGCUCUAAUGAAGAGAGCGAAGGGGGUGGGAGCGAUUUCGGAGGCGGAGGGAGGAGAGGAAACCAACAACAACAGCAGCAACAGCAGCAGCAGCAGCAGCUGGGGCUGGCGAGUAUAGGCAGAAGCAGCAGCGCCGGGAGGAGCAAUUACCUCCCUAUACGGUCCCGUGGAGGGGAAGACAGAGGAGGGGAGGGAGGAGGGGAGGGAGGAGGGGGAUCAGACGACCAGUUACAUCGUCCAUCCAGGACCUUCCGCCCCCACUCCCUCCUAUCCCACUCUGAUCUCUCAGACGCGUCUCUAGCUCACUCCGACUCCAAUCUCUCCCGCUCCGCCCCGCGCACAGGCUCAGGUUCCGUCCCCGUUAUAAGGUCCGGUAGCUUCUCCCGCCGGCCGCCGUCCGGUGCGUCUACCUCUUCCGCAGGCUCGUAUGGGUCGUUUGGGUCGGCCGGAGAGGGAUUGGGGGAGGAGAGGAGGCAAGGGAGGAGGUCGUUUGAGGAGAGAGGGGGGAGAGGAGGAGUGGGCGGGGUGGGGGGAAUGGUAAGGGGAGGACCGGCGGAGGAGGAAGUGAGGGUGGUGGCGGGAGCAGCAGCGGCGGAGGGGCGGAGUAGCGAAAGCAGGGGCGCGUUUAGAAGAGGAGAGCCGUUGGAUCAAGCUUUUGGCGGUCGAUCUGUUUCAGAUGGAGAUCAACGGACAGGGUUAGAGAGAGGGCAAGGGAGCCGGUUGAGUAGAGGAGGGAGUGCGGCUGGAGAGAGGGAAGGUAGUGGGUUAUCAUAUGCUCAGUCUCCUGCCGCUGCUGGUGCUUCGACCGAUCUUCAUUAUAAUGAUGCUGCUGCUGCUGCUGGUCAUGUGAUCAGACGAACAGGGUCCGGGGCAAGAAGCGUGCUCACUGCUGCAGCAGCAGCUGCUGCUGCUGCUGCUGCUGCUGUUCCUGAGACAGUGAGCUAUAGUCUGGCGCAGGGAGGGUUAGGAGGGAGAGAGCGGCUAGGGUCAAGAGGGAAGGAGAUGCUAGGCUCAGGGCGGAUCAAACGGUUGGGUUCAGGGGAAAAGGAUAUGCUAGGGUCAGGGCGGGUUAGGAUUGGUUCUGACGAUGUUUUGGUGAUUGAGGAAGGCGAGGGUAAGAGUGAGAGGCGAGAGCGGCGGGAGAGGGAGAAGAGGGAUGGGGGAGAGGAGAGAGGGACGGGAGAAAGGCGAGAGAAGAAGGAUGUACGUGGUGGGGAAGAGGGAGAGAGGGUAGAGAGGAGAGAGAAAGGGAGGGGAGAUGGGGUUGGACGGAAGGGGGAUGGGGAAGGGGAAGGGGGAAAGGCAGAGAGGGAUGGUGGCGAGGAGAGGAGGGUGCAUAGGACGCUUACAAGAUAUGAGGGGCAUGAGAGGAAUCUGGCGUCAUGUGGGCGAACGUUCACUAAGUAUGGAGGAGGGAAAGAGGAGAGAGAGGGGAUGGGUGCAGCGGAUGGGGUAGAUAGAAGGGCAAGAAGGACUCUUACGACGUAUGGGGGAGGUUUGGUGAAGAGUGGGAGCGAGAAGGAGAGAGCGAGGAGUGGGAGUGAGAAAGAGAGAAGUAAAGAUGGAGGUAGUGGGAGAGAGAGGAAGAGUGGGAAGGAGGGAAGAAGUGAGACGGAGGGAGGGAGUGGGAAGGAGCGAGGGAGCAGGAAGGAAAGGAGUGGCUCCUUAGGAAGACGCAGCAGUGGAAAGGAUGAGAUGGUGGUGGGAGAAGGAACGGAGAUCGGAGAGACGAGUUUUGAUGCGUCUCAAAGAUUGUCUUUAGGGAGACGCAGCAGUGGGAAGGAUGGGAUGAUGGUGGUAGAGGGAGUGGAGAUUGGAGAAGGAGAGAGGGAGAGAUCGAAGGAGAGGGAGAAGGAAAGAGAGAAGGAGAGAGAGGGGGGGAGGGAGAGCAAGGAGAGGGAGCGGGAGCGGGAGCGGGAGAGGAGAAAGGAGAGAGAAGGGAGAGGUGAGCGGUCAGGAGAAAAGAGAGUGAGCCGGCAAUCAAGCACAACUAGUGGGGCUGAGGUUAGCGAUGGAGUGCUUAGAGAUAAGGAGAAGAGUGGAGAGAGGGAGAAGAGGGAGAGGGACAAGGAGAGGGAAAAGGAGAAGGAGAGGGAGAAACGGAAAGAGAAGGACAGGGAGAGACGAAAAGAGAGGGAGAGGGAGAAGGAGAAGGAGAGGGAACGGGAUAAAGGACUACCAAGAGAGGGAUCGAGGGGAUCCAGAGAAGGAAAGAGGGAGGGGAAAGGGGAGGGGGAAGGGGAAGGGUCGAAGCGUAGAAGUAUGGAGAAGCACAAGAGUGCGGAUCCUGAGAGAGAGGAGGGGAAGCGAGAGAGGAAUGGGCUGGGUCGAGUGGAUGAGGGGUGUGAAGCAGGGCUGGAUCACACGUGGCCUAGGAAAGGGAGGAGUGUGGAGGGAGGGAGAGGGGCUGACGAGGGUGGUAAUAUGGCGGAUGGAGGGGGAUGGGGCUUGGGUAUUGCAGAAGAGAUGGCUGCAGCUGUAUUGCUGGUUGACCGGGGAGAAGGGGAGGAAUUAGCGAGGGUGGAGGGGAGGGAGGGAGACGAAAAGGGGAGUGAAGUGGAAGGUAGGGUGGAGAGAGAGGGACAUAAGAGGCGAGAGGGGAGUAAGGAGAAGGAUAGAGACAAUGAGGAGAAGGAAAAGGAGAAGGAGAAAGAGAAAGAGAAAGAGAAGGAAGGUAGAGACAAGGACCGGCACAGGCACAGGCACAAGCACAGGCACAGGGAAAAGGGUAAGGAUGGAGAGAGAGAAGAGGAGAAGGGCAAAGGGAAGGAUCAUGGGAAGGAUGGAGAGGAGGAGCAUACGAAGAGGCAUGGGGAUCGAGAAAGGGAGAGAGGGAAAGACAGGGAGAAGGCAAAGGAGAAGGAGAGGGAGAAGGAGAAGGAGAGUGAGAGGGAUGGGGACGGGGAGAAGGAGGAGAAGCAACGGAGUAAGGAGAAGGAGAGAGAGCGGAGGAAGGAAGGUGAGAGGAGCAGGCACAGGGACAAGGAGAAGGGAAGGGAGAGGGAGGAGAGGCACCGUAGCCAUAGAGACAAAGAGAGGGGGAGUGAGAGAGGGAGUCAUAGGGGGAGUGGGAGAGGAGAUGAGGGUCUGGUAGGUGGAGGAUCAGGUGAGAUUUCAGGUGAAUUUUCAGGUGUGCAGAUUGAGAGAGAGGAAAGUAUUGCGAACAGUGCUGCUGGGCCGGCAACUCCUGGUAAGGAUAAGCAGGAGCGCGAGGAAAGGAAGGAGAAAGAGGGGUCUAGGCAUUCACAUGGACAUAGGGAGCGGGAGAAAGAGCGGGAGAAAGGAGACAGGUCGAGCCGGCAUAGGCAUAGAGAUAAGGACAAGGAUAAGGAUAGGGAUAAGGAGAAGGAUAGGAAACGAGAGAAGGAUGGAGGCAGGGAGAACGAAAGGGGGCGGGAGGAGAGGGAAAAGGAGAAGGGUCGGAGCAGUGGGGAAGAAAGACUGAGGGAUACGAUUGAGGAACUUGGGGAUGGUGGUGAUGGGGACAGAAGCAUGGAAGAAAAGGACGCAGAUAAGCAGUUGAAGGAACGAGAGAGAGGAGGCGAAAGAGACAAGGAGAAGGAGAGGAGGAGGGAGAGAAUGAGGGAGAAGGAGAAGGAGAAGGAGGAGGGGAAGGAGAAGGAAGGGAGGGGUGUUCUGGAGAGAGAUCAGAGCACUAGCAGCUCGAGAGGCAGACACAGGGACAAGGGCAAGGAGAAUGAGAAGAGCAAGGAGCGGGAGAAAGACAAGGAGAGGAAGAAGGAGAAGGAAAGGGAGAGGGGCGGAGAGAAGGAGAAGGAGAAGGAGAAGGAGAAGGAGAAGGAGAAGGAGAAGGAGAAGGAGAAGGAGAAGGAGAAGGAGAAGGAGAAGAACAAGGAAAAGGGGUCGAAGGUGAGGGAGAGGCAGGGCAGUGGGAGGAGCAUUGACAGUGGUAUCAGCAGAAGUGAGUCUGGGGAGCAUUCGAAGGUAUCUCGCUCUUCCAGCCGCAGCAAGAGUGGUGGUAGGGAGAGGGAGUCAAGGCAGAGCAGUCUGGGCAGGGAGGAGAAGAGGGCUGUGAAGGAAGGGUUGGAAUUGCAGGAGCAGGGGCAGCAGGAGUGGGAGCAGCAGCAGCAGCAGCAGCAGCAGCAGCAGCAGCAGCAGCAGCAGCAGCAGCAGCAGCAGGAGCAGGAACAGCAGCAGCGGGAGCAGCAGCAGCAGGAGCAGGAGCAGCAGGAGCGGGAGCAGGAGCAGCAGCAGCAGGAGGAGGAGGAGGAGCAGCAGCAGCAGCAGCAGUUGGGCCAGCAGCGCAGGGAGAGGAGGCGCGAGCGCAGCCGCUCCUGGAUAGACGAGCUCCUGCCUGAUUCCGUCACGUUUGAGGAAACUGGCUUGGCCGGGCCAGGCGGGAUAGGUUCGGAGGGAGGUGUGGGACAGGGAGGGGGAGGGGCAGGUGGGGUGGACCCGUGUGGCUUGGACUUGCUUGCAGCUGCUGCUGCUGCCGGGACGGAGUUUGCGUUUCUGGUGGAGGGAAGCGGUGCGGGUGGUGGCUGUGUAGGGAGCGGUGGUGGGAGCGAUGGGACUGGGGUGAGAGAGGGUGGUGAUGGGGAAGCAGGGGCAAAUGCAGCGAGAGGAUUAGGAGCAGGGGCAGCCGCGGAAUCAAAAUUGGAGGUGCUAGAUGUGAGGCAGCUCUCAAGGAAAAUAUCUGGGGGGCUUGGUGGGCUGCUGGCACGGGGGGCAUCAGGGGAAGCGAGUGGCAGGAGCCGGCAUGUGCGGCAAGGCAGCAACGGGCCGCUCUCACCACCCUCAUUUGCUCGUUCUGAUGCCACUGCUGGCCCCUCUGCUGUUUCUGCCGCCUCUGCUGCUUCUGCCUCUGCCGCUGCCUCUGCUGCUCUCUAUGCUGCGCCCUCUGCUGCUGUGUCUGCUGCGUCCCUGCCUCCUUCCCACCCUGGUUUGAUCUCCUCCGCGCAGUUGCUCCCUCCUCCCCUGCCACGUCCCUCAUCCUCAGCUAGUCACCGGCGCCUGGGGUCGAUCGGAGAGAGGGAUGGAGAGGGAGAGGACGGAGGUGAGGGAGGGGAGGAAGAGAACGGGGAGGGAAGGCUGGGAAGGGCACGAGAGGGUAUGGAUAGUAGCAUCGGGCUUCCCCGCAGCAGCAGUCGUGGCGGCAGCGGCGGUGGCAGCAGCGGUGGUUUGGGUGUGCGUAGAAAUGCUGUUGCUGUUUCGGGGGCUGAUGUUGGCGGUGCGACGGGGUUGUUGGGUCCGCGCUGGUUUGGCGUUGGCAGCAGUAGCAGCAGCAGCAGCAGUGGCGGCAGCAGCAGCAGCAGCACCGUUAACGGCAUCAGCAGCAACAGUGGCAGCAGCGGCAGCGGCAGCAACAGCGGCAGUGGCAGCGGCAGUGGCACUGGCAGCGGUGCUGCUGCCGCUGUGUCACCCAAUACCCAACCAUCACAGCAAACCAUCGCACAAAUUUCUCAUCUUGCAACCCUCUCACACCCAAUGAAAGGAAGCAAGAAUCAAUAUUUGCCCACUACAGUCAUUACUCCCAGCUCUACCCCAGCUGAUUCUUCCACCCCUCCUGCUACUGCUGCCGUUCCUCUCACUACCACUCUCAGCCCCACUGCACCAGACCGCACCCUCCUCCAUUCAUCCCCCCCACCUAUCCGUGCCUCCUCGCCCUUCUUCCCGUCCUCUCGCUCCCUAUCCUCCCGGGCAGUUCAUCCCCAUCCCCAUCCUCAUCCCCAUCCCAACCCGCAUCCGCAUCCCUAUCCCCGGUCCGAUAACUCCCACCCACAUCCUCCUGUUUCUCACAUGCGGGCGUCGUCUGUAGGGUAUGCACCUGACUCGGGGUAUGCUCCCGAGCUGUCUCCUUGGGCUGGUGAGUAUGGGCGGAGGAGUCAAAGGGAGCAGAGUGGUGGGGAGAUUCGUGGGGGGCGGUAUGCAGGCAGAGAGAGGUUUGCGAGUGAGAGAUUUGCAGAGGAGGGAUUUGUGGAGGAGGGAUUUGCAGAGGAGAUUGGAGAGCGAGGGUUUGUGAGGGAGAGGGGGUAUAAGGAAGCAGGUGGGUUGAGACGGAGGGAUGGGGAGAGACUCAGGGCGAGAGGGGGAAUGGGGGCAUGGGAAGGGCGUGGAAAUGGGUGGGAUGGGAGCGGAGAUGAGUGGGCUGAUGAGAGAGAGAUUGGGGGAGGUGUGGUGAGAGGAGGCGUGAGAAGAGGUAGGAUGGACGAGCGCGGGAGGAGGAAUUUGGGUGUGAGGGGGUUCGGGGGGAGGGGGCGGAUAGGGGGGAGCGAGAGAUGGGAGGGCGAGGGAGAGGGGAGAGUGGGAGUGGGGAAGAGGGGAGGAGGGAGGAGGGAUGGAGACAAGGGGGCGUGGGGUGGUGAUGAUGAUGAGUCGGGAUUUGAGCUGGAGAGACGCGAUGGGCUUAGAGGCAUGUCAUUGAACCGAUAUGCAGUAGCAGAGGCUGAAUGGGCGCAUAGGGUAAGUGGCGAUGAGGGAGAGAUGGAGGAGGAGGCGGAGGAGGUGGAGGAGGGGGAGGAGGGGGAGGAGUUUGUGGGUAUGGAUGGGUACGGGGCAGGAGAGGGGGAGGUGAUGGGGAGAUAUGGAACAGAGAGCGAGGUUUUCACAGUGUGUCGUGGUGAUGAUGAUGCUGAUGAUGAGGGUGAUGUGAGUGGGGAGAUCAGUGGUGAUGUUAGUGGUGAUGUUGAUGGCGAGGCGGGGGUGUUAGAGGAGCGAGGGGAGGAGGGAACAGUGGAGGGAAGGAGGGGAGUGAGGUUCAGGGAAGGAGAGGGGGAAUAUGGAACAGAAGAUUUUGGAUCGGAAGAGUAUGGAGAGGCGAGUGAGUUUGGGUCAUCACUGGAUGAAGAACUAGAGGAGGAGAUAGAAGAGGAGUUGGAGGAGUUGAGGAGACGCAGGGCUGAAGCGCAAAGGAUACUCGAAGAGGGUGAAGAGGGUGGGGUGAUUGGGCGAGGGGCGGAGGUGGAGGGGGAGGGGGAGGAGAGAGGGGCGGGUGUGAGGGGAGGGGUAGGGGAGGAGGGCAGAGAGGUGGGCAGAAGGGAACGUGGGGAGGGGGAGGAGGAUGAGGAGGAGGGGGAUGAGGAAGAGGAGGAGGAGGAGGAUGAGGAGGAAGAGAGCGAUUCUCUUCCAGACGAAAUGAUGUUUGUCCGGUCCCUUUCCACGCUCCGCCGCCCGGAAAUCGGGCAGACAUGCAGCUCUGUACGAGCCAGCAGGUAUGCAUAUAGGGAGUUUGGUGUGAUUGCCAAGGCUCGGGCAGAAGCGCAGGAGGGGAGGAGCCAUUGGUCGUGGCUGUUUGCUAACGCUGUGCCGGUGGCUAGAAUGGCUCACAGGAAAUCCGCCCGAGACUGGUCGGUUGCUGCUGCUUUACGGGAGUUUGAAGGGGUGAAACGGAAGUUCCACAGCACGGCUUCUGAGGCGGAAAAGCUAGCCAGGGGGCAGGCGGAGAGGGUGCUUCCUACGGGCCUGGCUGUGUGGCUGAGGUACUGGCAGCAGUGGGGGGAGGAUCGACCCGAUUGGGCUGCGGAGAUUGAAGGGAUGAGAGUGGAGGAGGAGAGGUUGGGGAUAGAGGAGGCGGUGGAGGAGGGGGAUGAGGAGGAAGAGGAGGACGAGGAGGAGGAUAUGGAGGAGGGAGAGGGAGAGGGGGAGGGAGAGUUUGGCCCCGGUGGUGCUUCUGCUUCUAGCUUCGCGGACCUGUCCCCUACGGCUGCUGCCGUGGCUGCUGCAGCAGCAGCUGCGCACGCAGCAGCAGCGGCAGGGUCGCCUGGAGGAGGCAUGGUAGGGGGAGCAAGGGGGGGAGGAGGAGGGCCGGGUGGAGGAAGAGGGUUCGUAUCCCCUUCAGCUUCAGCAGCAGCAGCAGCAUCUCUCCCGUCUCCCAAGUAUCCGGGAUCGAGGGCAGUGCUUACAGGGUGUUUUGACAGAGCAGGGCCUUUGGCGAUUCGGGGCGCUGCUGUUGCGACGAAAGCUGCUGCUGCGGCGGCGGCGGCGGCAGCAGCGGGAGGGGCAGGGGCAAGUGGUGGGGGGCAAGGAGGAGGGCUUGGAAAAGAAGGGAUGAAGGGGAAGAAGGAGAAGAAGAAGAAGAAGAAGAAGAGGAGGAAGAAGGAGAGGAUGGGAAAGGGAGAGAUGGUUGGGAAGGAUGGACGGGGGGUAGGGUCUGGUGGUGCUGCUGGUGGUGCAAUGGUUGGUAUUUUUCAUCUGGGUGGGGAUGCCGAUGCUGCUGCUGGUGGUGAUGCAAGUGGAACUAUCAGCAGCAACCACGUCAACAAUGGCGGCAAGGAGGAGGAGGAGGAGUCGGAUAACUCGGCUGGUCCUGAAGACUCGGACAGUGAGGAUUGCGAGAACGAGGAGGAGGAGGAUGAGGAAGAGGAUGAGGAGGAAAAGGAGGAGGAGGAGGACAGCACUGACAGCCUUCCGCCCGUCUGGUCGCCCCCUCCGCUCUCCACUCUCGCCGAAACCACUCUCGCGGAGGGCAUUGCACGCGCCAAGCACAGCAACCUAGCGGAGCGCUGCCAAGAAAUCGAUCGCCUGUACUACUCCUUCGACCUCGGGCCAGGCCUCCUCGCCUCAAACCUCUCAGCAGAAGCACGGGAGCUGAGGCACUUGCACCCGGAGGAUAUACUCGCUUUGGCGGCGCAUCUAACACGAAUGAGUUUGCACGAGCCAGCGUUUCACCUGGGGUUGCGGGCGGUCUCGUCGGGGAGGCUGACGGUGGUGCAGUUUAAACAGGUGCUGCGGAUGGUGUUUGCGAGCGGGGGAACGGAGACGUUCAGCGCGAGAUUCGCGCGCCUGGCUACAACGGUGAAAGCCGCGGCUCUCGCUCCUCCCGCCGCGGCUGCCGCGGCGACGGUUACCGCGGUAACCGCGGCGGUUGCGACGGCGGCAGGGGUGGAUGUGGCGUUGCUGCCGCAGCCGCCGUCGCCCCCACCUGCUUCUGUCUACAUCGGUAUGUUUGCUGAUGCGUUGCUGAGAGGUAAGGCGGCAAGGCGCCACCACCCGUGGGCGUAUGAGGUGACUCUGAACUUCCUCCGGAUGAACUUACGAGCUGCUGCUGUGGGCGUGCGUGCGGGACCGGGGGGUAUGGGAGGCGCAGGAGGUGCAGCAGGGGCCGGAGGAGGAGCAGGAGGGGGGGAUGGAGGGGGAGGGAGAGCGGCUCUUGAGACAUUAGAACAGGAGCUGUUAGCUCAAGUGACGCUGAACAGGUGGCUGGGACGGGGGCUGUCGAACGCACUCUCAGGAGCAAUGGUGCCGAUAGAGCAAGGCGAGGAGAGGGCGAUAGAGGUGAUAGAGGAGAUGGUUGCACCGCAGGCGGCUCUGGGAUGGGGGGUGUGGCUGCGAGUGGGGCGGCUAGUGGAAGGGGAGAAGAAGAGGCUCCCGGGCAUAGACGAGAAUGGGGAGUCAUCUGAUUCACUCUCCCUCGCCGUCUUCGACUGGGGCGCCAGGGGUCUGUGCAAGCACCUGCCCCAGGACGACCCAGCAGCGGCGCUGCUGGAAGUGAUCUACCCGCUUGACGAGGAGAGAGUGUCGCUCGUGCUCUCGCUGUCGGCUCGCAUUGCUGCCACGCACGCGCACGGAGGGAAGUGGCCGGGCGUGGACUCGCCUGUGCUGGUGGCGCAGCUGCUGACUCUCGCUGAGCAAUGGCGCAUGGACAGCCGGCAGAUGUCGCGCGCUGUGAACGUGGCGUCGCUGCUGUGGGGGUGGGCGCUGCCCAAGCGACAGCAGCUGCUGCAGCAAUGCGGGUCUGCGGACGAGGCAAGGGAGGUCAUGGAGCGAAGUGCAUCCUCCAUAUGGCGCUCUGUUGCUGCCUCCAGUGCUGCUGCCACCGGUACGCGUUGCUCUCUCUCUGCUCCUCACCUCCUGUGGAUCCUGCCGGCAAUGAGGUUCCUUCUGAAGGCAUCUUUUCUCUUCCCGCUGGCAUCUUUUUUUUUGAAGCUAGACAUUGCGGGAGCGGGCAGUGGAGUUCUCUUCCUGCUGAAGCUGCUUCUAGGCCACCUCAAAAGAAGGAGCAAGCUGGCGAUGAGAUUCGGCUCCCUCUGA